This is a messenger RNA of Toxoplasma gondii ME49, 16157 nucleotides long. RefSeq names its product RAP domain-containing protein. The transcript is spliced from 9 exons. The coding region runs from base 93 to 15791 and encodes 5232 amino acids. NCBI's taxonomy places the organism in Eukaryota, Apicomplexa, Conoidasida, Eucoccidiorida, Sarcocystidae. The record is from RefSeq and is a predicted model, not a curated record.
UCGCGGGACGAUUCCGCGUCCACCCUCAACUUUCUCAUGAUGGAUCCUUUGCGUCCACGCCCUUCCGGAUAAACAGGCAGAAGGGAGGUACCAUGCACCCUCACAAACUGCAACCCACACUGCCCGAGCACUUGACGUCAGAUUUCUCCCCGGUCUUUCGUGCUCCUGCCACUCAAGGCAACCCGAAACAGGUAGACGACUCGCCUGCGAGUUUCCUUUCCCCUUGUCCGCUUCUCCAUGAGAUCUGUGUAUAUCCUUGUGAUUCUGUGGAGCAGGUUGUGUUGCGUUCUGGUAAACGCUGGUCGGCACAGAGACGCCAUCCGAUAUAUCGAUAUGGUCCACGUCUCUCUUUCUUUCCACACACCAAUGCAGGCCUCUGCGGGUCGUGGAGGGGCUUUCACUGCAGGGAGAGUGCCAGUACGCAGCAGAAAUCGGUCUCUCCUGGUGUGCUGCUCCAGAUAGGAGGAAUGCAUGAUUUCGAAUCGAAACGAGCUACGCGGAGCAACAAACUCUUCCCGUGGUGCACGGUACUCCUAGAGAGACACUCAGAAAGCGCAGGCAACAGACGGGCUCCAAGACACCAUCUCGACCAACCGGAGGCUCUGUCGGGCUGGUCCCAGUCACUAAAGGUAUCCGAUUUGCCAACCAGUGAAGCACCAGAUGAUAUAGAGCCACCACACCCUGCGGCUACAGACGCAACAAACGCUUCUGAGUACUCGAGAACGUUGCGGCCGACAAUUCGAGGACCGAGCCAUGAGUCACCGAAGCCAUUGCUGUCUCGAGACGACGCCUGGAGCUCUGCAGUCAACGAAAAUGACACGCACGCGUCCGUUGGUGAAUCGCCUUUGUCCGAUCAAUUUUCGGCGAUCCUGCCAGCGCCAACGGGGCAGCCCGUCAAGGACGACGCUGAACAAACGCCUGCUACAGGCCAGGAGGAACACGGUUCGAGUGGGCAGCAAUCACAACACUCUGCAAGAGAACGUCGUGCCCGGGGCCUUCAAAACUCUAAGGGAAAUGCAUAUCGCACAGGACGUCACCGGCACAGGCCCGCUUCUACCAAAUGGCCGACGAAAGAAAGAAACGGCUCCAGAUUGCCGUCGAGCCGAAUCUCCUUGGACGAUACUACUGACGGUCGCGCGAGAGUGCUGCAAGACGUAGCUGGUGUAGAGGAAUUGCUGCAAGAUAGCGCAACACAGCAGCUAGACGAGGCCGACACGCGACGUGACGCGCCCCAGGAGGUUCAGUGUGCAACACCAAACGUGAUGCGCUUGUGCCGCAGUAAAGGAACGUUUGAAAAGAGACAACCCGGCCACCGUAGCACAUGGACAGCAAAUGCUGAAGGUGAAGCAUGCGCUGGAUUCAGUGCAAGAGAUCGGGUGACCACUGGACGCGACAUGAAUUGGAACGAGCUCCUGAAAGACGCCAACACCAGCGAAAGACAUUACAUUCGGUUAGGCGAGCGUGUGAAGCAGAAUCGACGGGGGAGAACAUGUGGUCACCAAGCACCUGAAGAUAACAGUGGAGGAGCACCUGUCUCUCUUCCUUCGAGAGCCUCGCGAAGAUUCAGAAAUCGGGGUAGUACGACAAGCGACUUGCAAGGCGAAUGGAGUGCACGGCGCUUGCUGGACGUCAGGCGGCUGGACGACCUCUGGAGCCUUUUGCAAACACAAAAUCUGCACAGGCUCUCUGGCACGGAGCUCACCAGUAUCGUGUUGCGUCUCUUGUCGUUGUCAAGUGUGGCCGCGAACGCGGAGUUAGGCAAUGAGACUGGAGCACUAGUGGGCGCUGAACCGAAUGACCUCUAUAAUCACUCUCAGGCGUUCGAAGGCCAGGAUGACAAGAACGCAACAGAUUGGAGAAACAGUCAACGGAAAGUGCUGGACAUGGCCAAGAUGAUCCGAAUGCGGGAGGAUGUCAAGAGACACCCGAUUUUCAAGGACAUCCUCUCUCUGCUACCGCAAAGAGUCGACUCACUGGACGCAUCAUCAGGAGUAGCUCUUCUUCAUGCUCUCGCGCGGUUUGGUCUUCGUCCCUCUGCGACGCUGCUGGGCCGGUUAGGAGAUGUGAUUGUCGAUCGCGCUCUUGCAGGCGUCCUAUAUCCUAUGAAGUUCAAGACCAAUGAGAACGCGAGGGCUCCUGAGCAUCUCACGGAGCAUCAUGCUGAACUUACGAACGCUGAACUGAGCCAGUUGUGGGUUUCAUGCGAGACUCUCGUGCCUCUUCAGCGCGCGCGACUUUUCCAAGCUCUGAUGCAGCUGACAAUGGAUAAGUUCAGGACAGCAACUGCUCGUUUGGAGAGCGCCCUCAGCAGAGAGGAAGAAUCGUGGCAUAAACCCUUAGAGGAGAGCAGUAGUCACGGAGGCCAACGCCAGCCUUCCGACCAGUUUCCCGAACUGAACCACAUUAAUGAGGGCGGAACACUGGGAUGUCAAGAAGGCAGCAACAAAGAAGUACCCGGUUCGACCGAACAGACACGGCGCACUCAGGCGGGACAAGGAGGAAUUUGGAGAGAUCUACAAGACUUGGGCGUCGACGUCGGAACCAUUGCGGCCGUGGCCAGGGCAGCGGCUGGAAUGAACCUCGGCGAAUUUCACAAACCAUUUGUACAGGUUUUGGAAAGACUAGUUACCGCUUUACUUCGGCUUGGCUGCCAGAGUAUCGGAAGGAGCGCUGCACCUCAGGAGAUAAGCGAAAGUGGAGAAUCAGAUCCUCACUUCUCAGGCUGCCCGGCACACGAGCAUAGCCGUGAAACAUCAUCAUCUCGACGGGAAAGUUUGGACCCACCAGCUUUUGAUACACAAGGCGGUUGCGGAACCUCAGCGGUUCAUUCUCAGUUCGCAUCUGUCCUGGGGCGGCUGGUAUAUUCCGUGACGAAACUGAAACAAGAACGCGAAGGGCAACCUGCCUUAGGGGGAUCAGAGGCGUGCGCAGGCGGAAAAGAUAACAACCGCAAGACGACGAAUCCUGGAAUGGCUCCAUAUUACGAUUGGGCAGCUGGAAACGAUGAAGUAACCUACGCGACCGCAGCACGUCAGGAUGGGGCUGCAACGGUUUCACUCGCAAAAGAAAGGAAUCUUCUCCCUCCACUGAGACCGGUGCUGCAUAGUGGAGGUGACGACCGUAAGGUGGAGCGCCGUCUUGACACGGACGUGGAUGAUCUGCUGGAAAGUUUUACUGCGUUCUUUGCAACUGCUGCGGACUGUGUCCGUCCAGUGCAUUCCGUACUACCUCAUCUGCUCGCUGCUGCGAGCUUCCUCUUUCGUGGAUAUGUCAAAAUGCUAGGGAGAGAAUUGCCACCGGAGACAGUGAUGCUGACCACAGACAACGAGACAGGAUGCAGGGGGAUGGGUCGCAAAUUGCAGCAGGCGUUGCCGCCCCGUGGUAUGAAAAGCAGGGAGGCUGGGACCUUCAGGCUUGACUUUGGGAAGACGCGUACAGGAAUGGCCGAGGGGAAAUCAAGGUUGGAUCAGCUUGCGGAAAACAUGUCAUGCUUGCUUUCACUAGCUUCUCGGGCUGUAGAUCGGGAAUGGGACCGCCUUGACAGUUUGCCCAAUGUUGUGACUAUGCUUCUCAGCCUUCACUCUCUCGAGCAAAGCAGGAUUCGUUUAGUAGCCAUGAAUCGUGAUUCCAGGAAGGUAGAACCUGGCGUCCGGAAGGGGGGAGCGGCCAGCGAUGGGUCGCAGUCUGGGGCAAGUCCUGAAGGAAAGGAAGAUGCGGCGUCAAGUGCGGGAUACCUCAAACGCACCCAACGUCGCUCCCAUGGUGCCUCUGUCGUGCGGCGACUCGCUGCUCGACUUCAGCUCCUCCUUAGUAAGCUCGAGAACCACAGGGAAGUCAAUCGAAACAUCCCAGACAUAACCUCCGAAACGGGAAAGGAGUGGGAGCGUAUGGGGAUGUACGGUGUUUCUGGGGGCAGCAACACAUCGGACAAACACCCCUCAGAGAACUCAUCGUUGCAGGUGAAGCACCUGCCGCUCUUGGAAAACAGCUGUACCUUGCUGCGACUGCUAAUUCGCCUAAACAUGCGUAGUACGGCAACUCUGCUCGUAAAACGCAUCAGUUCUAUCAUUGGGUUAGAAAGUGAAGAUUGGGAUUCGUUGGAGUCGAGUACCGAAAGAGGCCGAAGCAGUCGCUGCACAGGAUCCGGAGGGAGGCAAAGGGAGGAAAGUGUGGGGGCGGCUCCACGACACGGUCAGUCUGAGCACAUAUUUGAGGGCAGCUGGCUGACGCGUUUUGAUGCAAGAGUUACUCGGAAGGUGAGAGAGCUCAGUUUGAGCAGAGAGUUUCGAAGACGUAUUCAGUGGGCUGAUAGUGUGGAAGAGGUUCUGGAGGCUGUUGGUGCAGCUGCGGCAGAGUGCGAUAGCAUCACUGGGACAGAUGCACACAUGGAGUCAGGGUCCGCAGUGAACAAUGAGACGUCGCCUACGAGGUUACCUGCCAGCCACUUGAGAGAACGCGACGCGUUGUGCCUCGAUUCACUGUCUCUUAGCUCGGCGCUCCACCGAUUGGCAAUUCUCCAGGAACUGCAUGUUACUGACAGAGUCCGUAUCAAUGGCCCUACGCUGACUGCGCCAAGGCCAAGCAGUGAAACGAAGACGCGCCGAAUAGCGGAUGAUCAAAAUGUAAACGGAUUGAAAAAAAGAGCCAGUGAUUGGUGGUUGCACGACAGCAGGAUGCAGAGACUGUUGUGGACUGUCGUUGUCAAAUUACCUACAAUGGAUCAUCAAAUAACUCGCAUUCUGUGGGCCCUCGAAAAGCUCGGUUUCUUCAGGUCGUUGUCGGGUGCAUCCCCGCUUCAGGGUUUGUCGUUGCUUAAGGUCUCAGCAGCAACCGCGGCUUCAAAUGACUCAUCCGGGGACAGUCUGGCGAGACGUCGUGCAUCAUCAGUGGAUAACAUAUCUGACAGGGGCUACUCAUCCUCAUCGUCCCCUGACGACAGCGCGAAAGAAGAUGCCGCCACGGAUGGUUACGCGCCAACUGCUUCUUCAAUCUGGCAACAACUCCCCUCGAGUCUGUUUUCACGGCUUUCAGAACUGGCCGUCAAUCAUGAACUAAACGGUACGCAGCUGUCAUCUGCGCUUCGGGUCAUCGCAAGCAUUAAAGCUAAGGGAUUCUUUGCCUCAUGUUCCCAGGCAGGCACUGUCCGAGUUGGCACGUCCACAUCUUCUGACUUUCAAGAUACGGCAGCUUCACAGGCAGAGCGCAUCGGAGCAAAAUUACUGUUCGUACCAUCGUCACUGCGAACCGUUGAUGCCUCUUUUCAGAAACGGAUCGAGGAGAGUGAGGCGUGUCUUAAAGUUAGCUUCCGUAGUCUUCUGCUGCAUCUAGCUCCAUCAAUGAGUGCAUUAGAUGCGAGCACGUCUUUAUUCUCUCUUGCUACUCUCGGUUGGCACUCGGAGAGAUCAGGCUUGUCUUUCCCAGUGAAAGCUGAUGCGGAACCAGGAGAGCUUCGGCGAGGGUUCAAGGCUUCAGCAGAUGCUGACCCUGUUGUUGCUGCCAUCCUUCGGCGACUCAGAAUGCAAAUAUCAAAUUGUAAUGCUCAGGCUCUGACAAAUGCUAUCUGGGCCGUGGCUACGAUUGCUAGCAAGCGGCAAAAGGGAUUCGAUCCUUGGCAGCUGAAGCAUACGUUGCCCAAUGAGCUACGUCGUGACAGCGUAUUUCACGCCAGCGACGAUACCCCUGCACGCUUUGAAGAGGAGGACAGACUUGAUGGUAUCGACUCGUCCAGUGAGAGUGAAGAGUUCGCCUUGUACGUAGAGCCGGUGGCCUUAGAUACGGAGGAACGGUUGUUUCUUGAGACCGUGCGUCGGGAUAUCAUCUGCCAAGUGCACCUGUUGGGCAGAGAAGCUCUGAGCAUGCUGCUGCUAGCGGCAGUCAUGCUGCGAUGGCAGGAGCCAGACCUGCUUUUGAGAGCAGUGCGGCGCGCACUCGCGCUGCUUCGUCGAUCGCAGCGGCCGCGCUACAUGCGGCAAAGCGUAAAUCGAGAUGGAUGCCAUGAGCAGAACGCUGAGGCACCUCAACGUGGCCAGCCGUCUGCCGCGGCCUUUUCCGGCUCGUUUUGCUCCACACCACAAUCUGUUUCUUCAGAUGACUUCCUGGCUUCUGAUGGGCUGCGAUUGCGUGGGGAGGAGGAUCGAGGAGAAGGUGAAUUGCACAGCCGAGUGUGGGCUAUCCUGGCAAUGCUUCAACAACAGUCUCUGGACAAAUACCGUAGCCCAAGCGAGUUUCCCGGGGCAUGCGUAACUGAACGAGGCGACACAGUCGAGUGUGCCACUGAGCUGAAGCGGGGCUGGCAUUCACUAAAACAGAGGGAGAACUCGAAGAUAGUUUCUGACGGCGGUCGAGGUUGCGGUGUGUCUCAAACGCUGACCGGAGAAGGGAUGCCUGGUGCUGAACAGCGCGCGUAUGAUUUUUUGGAUGCCGCGAUGGAAGCUGCUGAGGUGCUGAAAGCGGCUCUAGCCCGCGUUCUUAGUCAUACUGGCUGGACUCCUCCCAAGCACCAAUGGAGAUCUAAACAUGUUCAGUCUAUCCUACUUUCUCUCAUGACUCUAAAGAGAGAUCGGGAGAGGUACGCGCAAGAGAGAGGAUCUGUAGUGAACCUAGAGGGCCGCUGGUGGGUGCCGGAGGAGCAACAACAAUGUGUGAGGGGCGAACUUCCGUUCUUUGAGCAGACAGAAGCUUCUGCAAACGUGGCCACAGAUCUAGGAGUGUCUACCGAAAGAGCACAGGGUGUAAUUGAGGAACAACAGCAACGGCAGCACCGUUUUGCUUCAGGAUGUGAGGAGCUGGUUCUCAUGCUGGAAACGUUUGUUGCUCGGUCGAUUCGCGCCGUGACAUCUGAGCUUACGGGUAUGCGCACAGAGGGGAAGAACGAAGGGCUUUCAACUUCUGAGGUGCCAAUAGCGCGUGAAGCUGGCGAAACCGAGACGCUUGGCGGCAUGCAGAAAAUUGUGAAUCUCUGGGUGAAACGGGCCAGUUUGCUUCUUUUCGCCCUGCGUCACCUACGCCGAACAACGUCUGGGACUGACAGCCUGGCAGCAUGGUGUAUCAGGAACGGCCAGCACACCUGUGAAUCGCGGACAAAGGCGAAUUUGACGAGUCCCAUCUUGGAAGGUUCACGGAGUGGUCCAUAUCCGGGUACAGAGGUUUCGGCGAGUGCCGAGCAAGAUGAGAAGGAUGAUAAACAAACACGAAGCCAUCAGCGGAAACUGCGGCGCAGCAACGCCGACUCGCCUGCUUUUUUUUCUGAUCAGUCACAGUGCACAGGGACGUCCAGCGAUGCAUUAGUUGCGAUGGUUGAGUUAAUUGCAGUCAUGCUUCGCAGUGGAUUCGCCUCUUCUAGCCAUCAACAGUUCCCGAGCCUCCUUUUCGAGUUGCAUUCAUUUCUCGUGGCUUGCCAUCAUGAGUCGCUGCCUUAUCAGCGGAAAUUAGCCAAAGGAAGUGCGACUUCGGACGUGACGUUGGACAGCCUGGCAACUGCGGGGAACAAGAGCACAGAGGAGCGCUCAAAUUCUGGUCACAGAGGGCAGGCAGCCGAUCAGAAAGCUAGCGUUUCCACAGCGACACCCGCUCCAGUCCGUCAGGAGUGGUUCGAAGGUUCGCACGUCUCUCAGCAUAUUGCGGAUGCCCUGAAACGUGGCGACAAUCUCGAGCCUUUCGGUUCGGCGAGAAUACAUGCAGUUCUGGAACAUCAGUUAAGGCCGGCACUCAUUUCCUGGCUUGUUGAGAAUAUGCAUAGUAUCAGCGACCCGAUGUACAACCGUUUGUUUCCGUUGCUGCACCUCCUGGGAGCCAUGGAAGAGUUUCUUAAUACUCUCAACGGUGUUGCUCUCCAAAGUGGCACCGAAGAGAGAGCGGAUGUAGACGGCACCCUCAGUCUGGACACCGCUUCUGAUUCCAGACUCAACAGUACAGUGCCAGACAAAAUGCACGUUGAUGAGUCUACGGCGCGGAUGCCUAUUCAUGAAGCAUCAGAUGUCAUGGCCGCCGUACGCAGAUCUCGAGCAGCGUUGCUCUCCCUUCUUCUGCAUCGGCGAGAGCGCCUCACCUUUCAGCCGCCUUCUCUCCUGAUGUCGCUUCUUAAGGCGGCGUUUCCUCGACGUCUGCUGGCACACCUUCUGCCCGCCGACCUUGCUCACGGUCUGACGGCUCUUCAGCGCCUGAAAACCUCCGCAGAGACUCGGGAUGAUGCUGCGGUUGCGUCGUUCAUGGCAACUGCGUAUGCGGGAAGAACAGACGCGGAAGCGCUGAGGGAUUCUCGUGUAUUGGAGCGAAUCUCCAGCUCACCGGUGGCCACAUCUGCAUCGUAUGGAAAAGGCGUCGUUGACCGUACAAGACCAGGAGCAGGGAAGAAUCUGGGUUCAGCGCUAGAGGACCGGCUCCUGCAACAGUCAAACGAACACACACACACUUCAGACUGGGCAAGAAGUAUUGUCGAAGACGUUCCUGUUGAGCUUAUUGCGAUGCUAAAUCGCCCAACGGAAGAGUACUACAUGCUCCCAACAAAGGGGAACACAGGCAAGACUGUCGAUCCAUGCGAAAUGCGCGCACAAAUGGAUACGGAACACAACCGUGACGGAGUAAUCAUUCUACCCCGAAAGCCGUCUACCCCUACUAAUGCAAUCGGAUCUAGUACUCAUCUCCGGGGUAGGCGGCUGCACCAAUUCAACGUUGACACUGAUUGCGACAACUGCGGCAUGCCAAUGGAACUUCCGGGUUCCAGCGGAGUGUCCGCGAGCGCCGUGGGGUACCGGUGUGGAGCAGCGUAUCGAAAAGCCACUAGACAAGGAAUUGCGAACACAACCCGGACACAGUGGGACUUGCUGGGUCCACAGCAGUUGGCACACGCAGGCACCGCCGCUGCUCAGUUGCUCGGAGUGCCAUCGGCAGCCCCCGUCUGGCUACGAAUGUUGGAGAGAGGUCAACCGGAGAUUGCUGUGGGAGAUGCGCAAGCAGCAGGCGGAACCGAUGCCGGGAAAUCUUAUUGUAACAACUGUGGCUCGCCGUCAGGUGGCGCUACUGCGCAUCCUGAGCUUCAUUCUGCUCACCGUAGAAAUGAAACGACUCACAACCUCCUGCCAGACAGUUCAGUCUCUUCUUUUUUGGCCCCGGCAGCGGCCGCUCUGACUGGUUAUUUACUCUCACUCGAAUCCCCAACAGGUCACACUAAUGUGACCUCCAAACCGACUCCAGGUGGCUUGCGUGCGUGGGCAGUACCUGAGGCUGUAACGACAUCUGCUUUAUUAAGCAAGCAAGACACAUGCCAGUCUUCUCUUUUGCGGACAUCACCUGCUCUUGGACUGCCGCAGGAACCACUAUCACGUGACGGGUGUACCAGGGCUGCUGAAGAACAAAACACGUUCCAGCAGUCGCAGAUUGACCCAUCAACGUCUUGGACCUGGAGACGCGUUCGCGCGCUCGUACGCGAGAAAGGAGACCGACUUAGCGCAGCAGGGGCUUUGCGCCUUCUUGGCGGUGGUCCUCAGGGCCCGGCGGUUGCUCGGGGACUCGCGAACGACGCGACAACGUUAGCAAAUGUGCUACAUCUGAUUCAGGGCUCUCAGCAUCGGAUCGAAAAGGUUGGGUCCAAUGUUAAUGGCUCGAGGCAGAGACAGGUGGCGAAAGUCGAAAGCGAGGUAGAUGCCAAACUUAGGGAGAGACGCAUGCAACUGGAAGCCACAGGGGAGCAGCCGGCGGUGCUCGCGCCAAUACGACUUAAAGGGAACGGAGCUGCCGUGGCGAACGAGUCCCUAAGACUUCUUGUCUCCGAAGAAAGGCCGGAGGGGACCGGACACAGUGGCAAGCAACUCCCGAUCUACGAUGAAGAUGCAGCGGCUUUCAGACAUGGCUCAUGCGCAGCGACGUCGACUGGAACUGGAGAUGUUCGUAUGGCUGCCAAUGAGAGUGCCGAGGCCAAAGAAGAAAUGCAGUAUGCGGAACGCCUACUGCCUUUGCAGCAGCUAAGCGUAUCCUACAUCCUGGAACUCAUAGAACAACUCGCUCUGCUGGAAGAGCAACAGAUCACCUCUCAGCAUCACAAGUCGCUGAAGCGUGUGCACACUUCGGGAGAAUGGAAGAUGACUCAGUCACUGUUGUCGUCAGGCGCGGCGGAUAAUGCAGAUGAGGAUCGGGAUAUCGCAGUGCGGCAGUCCUAUACCGAAGAUGAUGCCGUGAAUAUUCGACGGUCGGUGACUCGGCUGCUGAUGGCGUUGGCAAUUGCACCUACUUUGCCGCUUGAUUCGGCGGCAUCUCUCGUUGGCCCAGUCGUAUCUAUGUAUCAGAAACUCCAGCGAGGGAACGAAGCAGCCGAUGCAGGAUGGCAGCGGCCGGACGACACAAAAAAGGAGUGCGGCCGCAUAGCUUCAGUUGGGGCGUUCCAGAUGAAGUGCCAACCAGCUCGAGUCGACCACUUGUCUCAAGACAGAAAUGAAAGCCACCAGGAGGAUAAAGUGUGCUGCAAAAAUCCCAGCCCGCCGGCGAAGCGCGCAAGACAAUGCAGAAACCUGCCGGAAAAUGCGUAUUUGAACAAAACGUGUGAUGCCCACGCGAUGUAUGCUGAUACAGGGGGCCAUCUUGACUCUCCAACGGUAUCCGAUCAACUCAAUCGGGACCUGUUUCUCGCAGCUUCGUGCUUUUUGCACAGGAUGCUCCCUCUUGCCCAGGAGUGGUUCCCACGUUUGCACGGACAUCGCGGGGCUGCGCUGCUUCGUUUGCUGUGGGAGUGUAACAGUAGUGAGGCUCUUCCACGGCAUGAAUGUUCUUCUGAACUAACAAACCCAAAAACGAUAGAGGCCCUUGGUUCACGAACGGAUGGUGGCGCAAUAAGGAGUCAUGCGUCGUGUCGUGUUGGCGGAAGUUGCAGGACAGCUGACGGACCCGUCGAGCGGUACCAUCGAGCAAACGAGCGGGAUUCGAGAACGACAACGGAUCUGAUGGGCCGUGGCACUAGCCAGGAAGCUGCACCCAGCGAACAGAAGCAACACAGUGAAGAAGAUGCAUGGCUACGGGAAGCCGCACAACCGUACUUGACACGGAAUGUGCCAGCGACUGUGGAAGAUUGUCUAUUCCGUGACAGAGCGCUAGUUCACAAUUUACAGGCCGCUGUGUUGAGAAGCAUGAGCAACCUGAGUCCUGGUGCUCUUGCACGGUUGUGGGAGGCACUGUCAAUCCAAGCAGGUGCAGCAUCCAGUGCAGACCGUAAUCCAUCGUUACUCGGUAGUCAAGGCCUCCGUCACGGACGCUUUUUAACGAGUCCUGCAGUAGGCAAUAUUGUGGCUGAAAAGCUCAUGGCGCUGGGGUGUACCGCUGCAUACGGUGGAUGGCCCCGCUGCGCGACAGACGGGGCCAACGCCCCUACAGCCAACGGGGGUUUGCUUGCCGAAUCCGAUGAUGGCCAUGCAGUGCCAAUAGGGUAUGGAAACGAUGACCGAAGUCAACAGCCAACGUCGAAGACAAUCCACAAAGCAGGUCACGAACAGUCGUCCGUCGAGACCGCUUCUGCACUACCAGAGGAUCGGGAUGCAGCUAGUGAAGGUCACUGGAUUGCAGGUGCUGUUGCUGCGGCAGGAUCUGGGCUGCUUGGUAGUGAGGAGCAGCAGCGCAUAGCAACGGCAAAAGCGCGAGAGACGCACGGCAGCGCUGCUUAUUUUGCUCUGCUUUCGUUUUUCGCCAACUCAAAGAAUGUUUCAUUGGCAGAUAUUGCACAUGUGGUGCGCAAAUUGCUCUUUAACGCCCAACGCCUCAUCAGAAGAGAUGGGUCGCUGGAUGUGCGAUCCCGUCUUGAAGCCGAACCGUACAAGACUCGACUGUGUGAGCCUGAAGCAUGCAGAAAGACACCAGCCGAGCGAGGCAAUGCAUUUGCCAAACCAGGUCACGAAGCUGCUCAGCAGAGAAACAAUGAAGGAAGCAGGCUGAAGUGCAAAGAUGCAGAACAGCCGAAAGAGGAGUCUUCUCAUGCCGGCGUGAAAGACUCUCGCGUCCAGUCUGGGAUGCAAGAGACGAACUCGCGUAGACGGAAGGGGUGUUGCCAAGAAUCACUGGAACUCGAGGAUAACUUUUCUUCACGUGCAGAUGUGGACGGCGAGACCGUGAUCUGUGAAGAAAGUCGAAAGAGAAAAGAGGGAAGUCGAGAGAUAGAUCUGAUGGCUGCCGGCUGGUUCCUUUGGAUCGCUGCAAAUAUUCUCCAUAAUUCUGGUACCACUGGAGAGAAAUAUGAACCUCAAGGUUUACUUCGAGCACAAAUGACUCCAGAAGAUAACCAAAUCACUCAUGACCUGAAUGCUGCGCUUCAAUCACUGCUGGACGCCGUGCUGGCCGAUCUCGCGGCAUACAGGAUACAAGCCAGCAUCGAGCAAGAACGACCUUCUUCCGGAAACAGUUCGUCGAAAGCCAUAGGCACGCGUUCGAAGCCGGGAGAGCUCUACAUUCAGUUGAUCCUAUGUCUCGACAUUGUGGCUAGGAUACGACACCCCCUCGUCCAUCCCGGCAGCCCAGAUGGAUUUCGUGCUGGUGUUCUUACCAGACAUUCCGCUCUCCCUGACCUUCUGGAUGGGAUAGCCCACUUGAUAAACGACUGCGCUUCGGACAUAGAAGCCGACGUAGCAGCAAGGACAACUACUGACGGUGUCCGUCAGUCCUCAAUGGAGCAAGCCUGCCCACCGCCCCAUUUCCUGAAUGAAGUGGAGAGACGCAGACGUUACUGUUCUCUUGAUUCUCUCGCGUAUGUUUUUCACUUAAGUAGACAGGCUCGUGUUUUCUACCCACCUUUGGUAGAGGCAGUUUCUAGGGCUGUACGAGCCCACAGGCGUCUACGGUGCGUUAGCUGUAACACUGCGUCAUCACACCAGCCAAACGAUGCCUUGCGAAGUGGGGCAGCUGUGGAAGAUGUGCCAUCAAGUGCUUUUGUCUCACCGCAGCAGGUACCUGAGAGCAUUUUCACAGCCUCUUUCAAACAGACGAAUGGGCUGUCGCCUGGCGAGUCAAGCACUUCCCUCCCCCAAUCGCCUAAUAGAACGCUACGGAAAGAUGACAGCUGCCAUUCACAGAAGGAAAGACAUUGGCCGGCUUUGCUUCUUCUCGCAGAUGCAGCAAUCCAUCAGCCACAGGAGGCACUUGUGAUGCUCAGGCGUGAGCUUUUGCUUUUCUUAGAUGAUAAACAUACGAUGGAAGCUCUUCCUCUGCAACACCUUAUCCGCGUUCUGCGGUUCGCUCUUACGGCCCGAGAUCCGGUACAGUACACAGCCAACGAGAAAACGUUUCCGGCCGUCUCGGGCAGGCACGCGUUUGGCUACGACAAGGCACCGUCGUCGUCUGGGAGGGUGGGGCUUAGCAAAGAACUUGCACUUGAGAAUCAGCCAGCGAACAGUGUCCAGGAUGGUAUGCCGCAUGGGACGUUGACAGUGGAUGGGGAAGAGAAAACGGACGUUGGCUUGAAGCGACAAGAUCGUAUUGAUUCAUUUGAAGAAAACGAUCUGAGCGUCUUUGAAAACAGAUUAGACGACCAGCACUCUCCGAAGAGUGAUUUCUCGGCUGCGCGGAGCACAGACUCAAAAUCGCCAGAAUCCUUAAUACCGGCGAACUUCACCCGCAGCCACGACUUUGGGGAACCAACCAGCACGCGUCUAGCUUGCCAUCCGGACGAUGCACGGGCAGAGGCGGUGUACGCGACAGUAGCGGCUCGUUGUGUGAGAGAGGGCGCCCUGUUACUCAAGAGACUGCAGGAAAAAAGAGAACAAGGACGCGGAGCGUUUUUGCAUCUUCUGAUGGAACUGGAAAGGAAGGGGUACGCACCGAUCGGCCUCAUUGAUACUCUGAACAAGGUCCGCUUGCUACAUCUAAUGAGCGCAACACGGUUCCAGCGGCCGGCGUCAUUCCCUGGCAGUUUUCGUGCAUCAGGCCCUGAGAUGAGCUUUACCACGAUGCCUCCUAAGGAAAACGGCAUACUCCAGAGGCACAACCAGGAUAUAUCUCUAUUAACAACUCCACCUGCUGCCGCGCACCAAUGGAAGGAGAUUCCUUUCGCAAAGUUCGGCGAGUAUGGACGUGCUGGUUCACAAGAGGGUUCACUGCAUCAAAAUUCGUCAUUAUCACGAUCGGUCAGAAACAAGGCCGAGGUUUUCCGCCUCUUAUUAGACGAAGGCCGUGAGUGGCCAGAGCUACUACGCGCAGCUGCGCGCCACUAUAUCAGUAAAGGGUCAUCAGGAUUUCACAUGGCUAUAAGCGCGACUCUGGCAGACGACUUGGGCAUUGCUCACGAGAACGAGGCUUGGACGAACGAAGGAAUGUCUCUGGAUAUCACUCUGGCGACGGAAGCCGCCGACGGGCGACACGUGGCGGUGGAGGUAGACGGCCCCACUCAUUUUGUCGAGUUCCUGAGAGGGCCUGCAUUACCUCGGGAUUCGGCAGGUUCAGCAGCAGCACUUGAUGAAUCAUUGAGAAAUUCAUGUCGCUGGUUUCAAAAGAUCGAUCACCAUCACAACGCACACAAAACGCCGUUUUCGACUGCGGUCCUUGAAUAUGAUCCUGGUGGAGAGGCCCGUUUCACAGAAACGGAAAGGAAACGGAUGAAACAGAAAGCGUUUGGGCCACGUGUUGAAGCAACGCGUUGCGGCGGUACGACUCAGUAUCUGCCUACGGCCUUGACACAAAUCAAGCACCAGAUUCUGCGAUUAUUUGGGUGGCACGUCCUGUCAGUACCGUUCUUUGAGUGGCAGGCGGCGCAGGCACCGGAAGCAUCAGGAUGCCGGCCUCAGCGUCAGAUUCUUUUGCUGAGGAGAAAGCUGGCUGCCUACUUGCCUCGCUUCGCCGAGUCGCUACAGAUCAUCCCAACAUCUUCACAUGCUCGUUUGCGGCGUCACAUGCAGAGACAAAAUCAGCGUCGCAGCAACGACACGGACGAACAGGGUAGCGACGGAGGUAUCAAUUCUGUCAACCUAGGCACUGGGUCCAAGCAGUCGUUAUGCGGAUAUCUGAGUCUUUCGUCCAAGGACAGCAAUAAUCAGCCAGUUUUCCCCGAAGAGACUGUGGCACGUGAGGGACAUGACACAGUCUCAGGCCAGCCAGCAGGGCUGUUUUUGGCACCAGGUUCGAAACAGCUGCAGCAGGCCAUUACGAGUGCAAGAGAUCCGAACAAAACUCACGACUGUAAGAACGGCGAUACGUACCGGACUACUGGUGCCGGCCACCACGAACACGCCGCCGUUGGCAGUGGUGGUGGAAGCAAAUUAUCGUCGGAUAAGCAGGGUGAGGACACAUGCUGUGAGUCCCAGCAUGCAGAACACACCAGCACCGACGCUGUGCCUCAAGAGUGGCAUGGCAAGGAGGGCCGCCCGCCACCACCUCAGAAGAGACAUGUUGCCAAUGAGAGCAACGCAAGCCAGAAGCCAACCAACGAGGGAAGACGUUCAGGGACGAGCGUGCAGUGCAAACAAAAUCAGGAACCAAGGGGACGCUCUAAAGGAAGAAAACGAAACCCAUCUGCAAAGAGUAUAACCGGCGUCGCGCGAGCGCUACAACCAGACAAUCUCGGAGGCAUCGAGUCAGUAGUAGGUGACGGAACGAUGGCAAACUUUGGGGGCGGCUGUGCAGGUGGCCGAGACGAUGCUUCACCACAAGGAGCCGAUUGCGGAGGAUGUAGGGGACGUCACAGGAAGCUGUCGGGAACGCGAAUGACGCAAGUAUACCAGGGACAAGCGGAGAAAAUUCGACGUAAUAGCACCGCACUUCUACCAGAGCCUUUCAUCAAUGCAGAAUCGACAGAGUGUAAAGACUUGCCGACUUUUGCAAAGCCAUAGAUCUUGCGUACUGCACACAUACAGACUCAACAGGAAAUAUGCUCACAUUGGCGGCGAAGUGUGAUGCCGUGCAAAGGCGGCCUGCUCUAGGAUAGGAAUCUCUACAUUACGAUGUUAACAAAAGGACGUCAGUGUUCUGUUCCUUCCGUUUUCUGUGUUACCUAUUGCUCCAGUGGUGCUGUGGCCGCUCCUAGCUCGUGUCGGAACAGAUCCGGUUUGCGUUCGGAUCAGCCGCCGGAGUCUGCCUUCAGUGAUGCCGCGUAUCUCCAGGAGCGGCAGCUGAGUUCCUAGCUCAACUAUCUGAUAUGUUCUGUGAGAUCUUGCGGCGAUUGUGUCUAAGGAACUGGUAUAGAGUUAUAUCUUUAC